Messenger RNA from Lathyrus oleraceus (garden pea), 831 nucleotides. Its product is annotated as lectin 5. The transcript has a single exon. Lineage: Eukaryota; Viridiplantae; Streptophyta; Magnoliopsida; Fabales; Fabaceae. Gene Ontology annotation, molecular function: carbohydrate binding. The record is from RefSeq and is a predicted model, not a curated record. The coding region runs from base 1 to 831 and encodes 276 amino acids.
AUGGCCAACUCCAAUCCAAAACUCCUUGCAACACAAACCAUCUUCUCUCUUUUCCUUUUAACCUUUCUCUUGUUGAUCACCAAUGUCAACUCAGAAUCAGUUUCUGUCAGCUUCCCCAAGUUUGACAACAGUUCCGACACCAUAGUCCUCGGCGGUGAUGCCAAAAAUAAUGGUGGUGUACUAGAACUCACUAAAAAGGACCAACUCGGAAAUCCAUCUCCAAAUAGUUUUGGUCUUUCCGUAUUCUCUAGACCUAUUCGUCUCUCUGACAAAACAAGUGGUAAACUUGCUGACUUUACCACCGAGUUUUCUUUUGUUGUGGAUCCAAAGGGUGCACAUCUUCAUGGCGAUGGUUUCACUUUCUUUAUUCUAUCAGUUGGUUCUGACAUCCCGGCCAAUUCAUCAUCCGAGGGCGGGUUCCUUGGACUAUUCGAUAAAGAAACCGCCUUCGAUACCUCCAAAAACUCUGUCGUUGCUGUUGAGUUUGAUAGUUUCACAAAUGAAUGGGAUCCUCUCUUCCCUGAGAACUCACCUCAUAUUGGAAUCGACAUCAACACGAUUGAGUCUUCGAUCACUGUUCCAUGGCCAAUCGAUAGACAGCCGCAAGGAUCGAUAGGAAAGGCACAGGUAAGUUAUGAUUCUGCCUCAAAAGAACUGAGGGUAGCUGUAAGUUAUCCAAAUAGUCCUGUCAAACCGGACAUUGUUGUAUCGUAUCCAGUUGAUUUCGCGGCGAUUCUGUCGGAGUGGGUCCUUAUUGGUUUCUCCGGUGCUACUGGUCAACUUACAGAAACACAUGACAUUCUCUCUUGGUUUUUCACUACCGAUCUAUAG